This is a messenger RNA of Manis javanica (Malayan pangolin), 4107 nucleotides long. Lineage: Eukaryota; Metazoa; Chordata; Mammalia; Pholidota; Manidae. The record is from RefSeq and is a predicted model, not a curated record.
GGACGCCAAAUCUGUCCCCGCGCAGCCGCCGCCGGGCGCCAAGCGGGGCGGCCGACCUCCCUGAGGCGUGUCUGUUCACGUUCCCACGCACGCUCCGGCGUACGGCGGCGGCCCGGGGUCGUGAGCCGGCGAAGACCCGCGCGCGGAGGAGCCGGGAGACUCAACGUUUCUUCCCUCCCUCCCCCAUUCCCUUCCCCGCUCCCUCCCCUCCCAAGAAUGUUCCGCUACGAGUCUUUGGAGGAUUGUCCUUUGGAUGAAGAUGAAGAUGCAUUUCAAGGUCUGGGAGAGGAAGAUGAAGAGAUUGAUCAAUUCAAUGAUGAUACAUUUGGAGCAGGUGCAGUUGAUGAUGAUUGGCAGGAAGCACAUGAGCGCCUGGCUGAAUUGGAAGAGAAGCUACCGAUAACAGUUAACGAACAAACAGGCAAUGGAGAAAGGGAUGAGAUGGACUUGUUGGGUGACCACGAGGAAAAUCUUGCAGAAAGGCUCAGUAAGAUGGUGAUUGAAAAUGAAUUAGAAGAUCCAGCUAUCAUGAGGGCAGUGCAGACAAGGCCAGUUUUGCAACCCCAACCAGUUAGUCUCAAUUCCAGCAUCUGGGAUGGAUCUGAAGUUCUCAGGCGAAUCCGAGGACCACUGCUUGCUCAGGAAAUGCCAACCAUGUCUGUAUUAGAAUAUGCCUUGCCUCAGAGGCCCCCACAGGGCCCUGAAGAUGAUCGGGACCUUUCUGAACGUGCAUUACCAAGGCGGUCAACUUCACCUGUCAUUGGGAGUCCUCCUGUUCGAGCGGUCCCUAUCGGCACCCCACCUAAGCAGGUGGCUGUACCCAGCUUCAACCAACAGAUUCUGUGUCCGAAGCCUGUCCAUGUUCGGCCCCCAAUGCCACCGCGCUAUCCUGCUCCCUAUGGUGAGAGGAUGUCUCCAAACCAGCUGUGCGCUGUCCCGAAUUCUUCCCUUCUGGGUCACCCUUUCCCUCCUAGUGUUCCUCCUGUUCUCAGCCCCCUCCAGAGAGCACAGCUUCUUGGAGGAGCACAGCUGCAGCCUGGACGGAUGUCUCCCAGCCAGUUUGCACGGGUCCCUGGAUUUGUUGGUAGUCCGCUUGCUGCCAUGAAUCCCAAGUUGCUGCAAGGGCGAGUUGGGCAGAUGCUUCCCCCAACACCAGGCUUCCGUGCCUUCUUUAGUGCUCCACCCCCUGCUACACCACCACCUCCUCAGCAGACCCCCUCUGGCCCAGGACCUCACCUGCAAAACCUAAGAACUCAGGCCCCUAUGUUUAGACCAGACACAACUCACCUUCAUCCGCAGCACCGUCGACUCUUGCAUCAGAGACAGCAACAGAAUAGAAAUCAGCAUCGGACUCUCAAUGGUGCAGGAGAUAGAGGAAGUCACCGGAUAAGUCAUCAAGAUCAUCUCCGAAAGGAUCCAUACGCCAAUCUCAUGUUGCAGCGAGAAAAGGACUGGGUCUCUAAAAUCCAGAUGAUGCAGCUGCAAAGCACUGAUCCCUACCUGGAUGAUUUUUAUUACCAGAAUUACUUUGAAAAACUGGAGAAAUUGUCAGCUGCUGAAGAAGUGCAAGGUGAAGGCCCUAAGAAGGAACGCACCAAGCUCAUUACACCUCAGGUGGCCAAGCUGGAGCAUGCCUAUAAGCCAGUGCAGUUUGAGGGCUCUCUGGGAAAGCUUACUGUCUCCAGUGUGAAUAAUCCGCGAAAAAUGAUUGAUGCUGUUGUGACAUCUCGGAGUGAGGAUGAUCUUGAUGUGGAGGAUUAUGAAAGGCGUUAUCUCCUAAGUCUAGAAGAAGAACGACCUGCCCUGAUGAAUGACAGAAAGCACAAAAUCUGUAGCAUGUAUGACAACUUAAGGGGGAAAUUGCCUGGACAAGAGAGGCCAAGUGAUGACCACUUUGUGCAGAUCAUGUGUAUACGAAAAGGGAAGAGAAUGGUUGCCCGCAUUCUUCCCUUCCUCUCCACAGAGCAGGCAGCUGACAUUCUCAUGACAACAGCCAGGAAUCUCCCUUUCCUUAUCAAGAAGGAUGCGCAAGAUGAGGUGCUGCCAUGCUUAUUGAGUCCCUUCUCUCUCCUCCUCUAUCACCUUCCAUCAGUGACUGUCACCAGCCUUCUGCAACAGCUAAUGAACCUACCUCAGAGCGCAGCUGCACCAGCACCCUGCAGUCCUCACCUCACCGCUGUGCUCCAGAACAAGUUUGGCCUGUCACUACUCCUUGUCAUCCUGAGCCGUGGGGAAGACCUACAGAGUUCAGACCCUGCUACAGAAUCGGCGCAAAACAACCAGUGGACGGAGGUGAUGUUCAUGGCAACCCGAGAGCUUCUGCGGAUUCCCCAAGCAGCCCUGGCCAAACCAAUCUCUAUGCCCACAAACCUAGUAUCCCUCUUUUCUCGCUAUGUUGACCGACAGAAACUGAACUUGCUGGAAACAAAGCUGCAGCUAGUUCAGGGGAUACGAUAAAAGAUCUCCAAAUGUGUCCUGUACCUCCUUUUGGCUGCCACCUGCACUGCUGCCACCACCAAUGGAGUGUUUUUAAUGAGGGAGGGAAGGUAGCUUACUCCCCAAAGCCUCUUGUGGGACCGAUUCCUGUUCACAGGGUUUGUCUCUAAAUGCCAGGUAUUUCCCUACUCCUCUGUGAAACUUGGCUGGGUGAUACUUCUGCUGGUUUCUUGCCAUCUGUGUUACAGUUCUGCAUGUCCUACUUUUACUCAAUUCUUCUCAAUUUUGCAUUUUCUUUGCCCUAGAGACACAAAUACAAUCUCUCCCUUUAUCCCACUACCACUACUCCAGCUCAGAGUAGAUGUAGCCUGCCAAAGGUUUCCUCCCCUCAUCCUGUUGAAGCCUUUUUUCAUUGCCCCAUAUUAAUAUGACUAUAGGAGAGCCAGUUAAGUAGAAAUCAGUAUGUAUAUGCGUGUGUGUGUUUGUGUAUGUUUGUGUGUCUCAACACACAUAGACACACACCACUGCAUACAUUUAUGUGGUCUCCUGAGGAUCCUUAAAGAAUGAAUUUUAGAUUGAGACAUAUCCCUCCUCUGAACACAAACCAGCUGAUAUAUUUUUAAUCUGUUUAUAGUCCAUCGUGUAAUUAAUUUGGGGGGUUCUACUUGUUUUAAUAUAAAUAGAGGGUGUGCAGCACAUUAAUAAAGUCAGAAUUCUUAAUUGGCUGAUACCCAGCUCUAGGCUGAGAAGUCCUUUUUCUCCUCCCCAUGUGUCUUCUCUUUGUUUCUGUCCACCUCAGUGGAAACAACACACGGUUAAGCCUUUUUUCUCACUACAUCUACAGUGUACUUAAGCCUGUCCCCUCAAGUACAUGCAAGAUGCCCAAAAUGAUCCUAACCUAAAGCCUGCUUCCACAGUGUAACUUUUGCACACUUGCUGUCUUCCUGAGACGACUUCAGUAAGCCAUGCUUUUACUUACCUCUUCCCUGUUAUUAUUUGGUAUUAUGGGUUGAAACCUCCAAAUGUAACCACGCAAGCUAAGCUUGGCUUGUUGUUGCUCUUCAGUCUCCCCUACACCAUGAGCAGAACUGCUGUCCUGCUUUGUCUCACCCAAGUCCCUUUCCCAGGCAGCCAGGGGCCUGGGUUUGCAGCCCAGCAGAGACAGCCCCCGUGAUUCUUUCCACUUACCCUUCUUCCACUCAGCAACCAAGAUGAGGGCUUUGAUGUCUAGUGAUUACAGCCCUCAAGAAAAGUUCACCUGAAUUAAUCUUUCCUGACUGUCCUGAUAGACUUUUUGCUAUUCAUGCCUUUUCAAGUGUAGUGGGUGGGACAGGUUAUAUUUAAAGAGAAGAAACAUUUUGCACAUAUACGUGUUGUACAACAGUAAAAUCCUCUCCUCUGUUACAACCAGCUGUCCUUGUUCCUGUGUCCAUUUUUCCCAUUUCUGUAGCCCCAGGCUGCACCAGCUGUUCCCAGUGACAUUACUUAUCUGCUGACCAUUUCCACUAUGCACCUUUCCUACCUUCCCUUCACAACUAAUCAAGUGAACACUUGAUUAUUCUUGUUUUCUGUGCUUUAUCUUUUUUGUUCAGUUCUAAUUAAUUAAAAAAGUUUCUAAAUUUACAUUUUUAUAGGGUAUUGUAAAUAAAUGAAUUGUAUACUUGAAAAAAA